AUGGCCACAAUAAUGUCCCACAACUUGCCACUGAUACCGCUGCCGCUGAAGGCGUCCCUGGCCAAGGCGGGUCUGAUGAUGCCAGGCGGUGGUCCGUCGGGCGGGUUGCUCGGUGGCGGCGGGCUGAGCCUCGAACCGCGCUCACCACUGACCAGCGGGUCGCCGCCCGAGUCGGGCUCACCGGAAGUGGCCGGACCGGGCACGCGGGAGUCUGGCAAGCUGGAGCUGGAGCUGGAUGAGGCGGAUCGAAUGAGUUGCUGUAGCGACGACAGCGAACUGUCCGUCGGCCAGGAGGUCCCGGACGAUCUGAGGGCACCGGCGACGGCCGAGGACAUGAGCAACGAUUCGUCGCGCUACUCAAAAGACGUCCCCGAGCUGGACUUUGUGAGGCUUCAGCAGCAUCAACAGCAACACCAACACCAACACCAGCAACAGCAACAGGCAAUGUUGCGGCCAAGUCCGACCCGACUGCACGAAGAGUUCCUGCGCAACUCGCAGCUCUACGCGGAGGAGCUGAUGCGCCAGCAGAUGCAGAUUGUAGCCGCGGCCCGGGGUCUCACGAUGGCAGCGGGCAGCCCGGGGUCCAGCAAGAGCCCGCUGGAAACGACCGCAGCCCGCAGUCCGUUGCCGGGAGGCUUUCGACCGACCACGACGACGAUGGCGACGUCAAGGAGUGACCUACGGAACGAGAUCUACCGUCACGAGACGGGCUCCCCCGGCGGUGAAGCUUCCAGUAGCAGUAGCUUCCGGGGGAUCCAUUCGCACCUGAGCGCGAUAUCGGCCAUCACGCAGAACCUCAACAGUGACCUCUCGAAGCUGACGUCUCCGACGGCGUUCGCGGGCAGCAUGCGGACAUCCCGCGAGAGCUCCCAAUCGCCGCCGGUACACCCGUUCCAGCACCACUACCAGCCGCACCACCACCACCACCAUCCGUUCCACCAGCAGCCGCAUCCACACCAGCUGGCGUUGGCCGCGCUGAACAACAACAUCGCGAACGCACUGCACGAUCAGAGCCUUAAGUUCAGCAUCGACAACAUCCUGAAGGCGGACUUUGGGCGGCGUAUCACUGACCCGCUGCUGCUGAAACGGAGUGGCCCCAAGGCACCGGGUACGGGUCCGAGCGGAGGUCGCAAAGCGCACGACAAAACCCCGUCGGCAAUUGAUCUGAGCGGGGCCCAAGAACAGCAGCAGCAGUCACUAGCGCCCCUAGUGUCCGGUGUCGGUACUGUCGGUAGCAUCAGCAACGGUUCGACCGUCAGCAAGAGCUCGUCCUCGUUCUGCCCGCGGAGCAGCAGCAGUCGGGCCAGUUCCGGUUCGGUCAGUUCGGUUGGCAGUGUGGGGAGCGAGGAUGUGAGCCCGAUGUCGCCGCUUUCGUCGACCGGUUCGAUGAAGGGUGAUGGUGCAGGUGGUGGUGGCGCGGCGGCCUCAACCAGUGGGAGUUCCGGUGGUGGUGGUGGUAGCGGAUCGGCCACCGGAUCCUCGUCCAGUGGCGGUGGCAGCGGCAGCGGCGGGCCGAUGGUGUGGCCGGCCUGGGUGUACUGCACCCGCUACAGUGACCGUCCCAGCUCAGGGCGCAGCCCACGGACACGCAAACCAAAGAAAAGCCCGGCAGAGAAAAGCAGCGCAUCCCAGGCGAGCAGCUCCAGUUCGGCGGCAGCGGCAACGGCGGCAGCGGCAGCCCUGGCGGACGACAAACGGCCCCGGACGGCAUUCAGCGGUCCGCAGCUGGCCCGAUUAAAGCACGAGUUUGCGGAGAAUCGCUACCUGACCGAACGCCGCCGGCAGCAGCUCAGCGCCGAGCUGGGGCUGAACGAGGCGCAGAUCAAGAUUUGGUUCCAAAACAAGCGGGCCAAAAUCAAGAAGUCGUCCGGCCACAAGAACCCACUCGCCCUGCAGCUGAUGGCCCAGGGGCUGUAUAACCAUUCGACCGUGCCGCUGACCCGCGAGGAAGAGGAACUCCAGGAGAUGCAGGCGGCUGCAGCGGCCGCAGCCGAAUCGCGCACAGGAUCGGCAGGACCAGCGGCUGCUGCCGCGGCCGUGGCUGCGGCGGCUGCAGCGGCUGCCGCAGCAUCGGCGGCUAAUGCGUAA
Anopheles cruzii is the source of this 2088-nucleotide messenger RNA. Its product is annotated as homeobox protein invected. Gene Ontology annotation, molecular function: RNA polymerase II cis-regulatory region sequence-specific DNA binding; DNA-binding transcription factor activity, RNA polymerase II-specific. NCBI's taxonomy places the organism in Eukaryota, Metazoa, Arthropoda, Insecta, Diptera, Culicidae. Bases 1 to 2088 code for a protein of 695 amino acids. The transcript is spliced from 4 exons. The record is from RefSeq and is a predicted model, not a curated record. Gene Ontology annotation, cellular component: nucleus. Gene Ontology annotation, biological process: multicellular organism development; neuron differentiation; regulation of transcription by RNA polymerase II.